This is a messenger RNA of Colletotrichum scovillei, 2282 nucleotides long. RefSeq lists its product as uncharacterized. The record is from RefSeq and is a predicted model, not a curated record. Bases 629 to 1690 code for a protein of 353 amino acids. The transcript has 3 exons. Lineage: Eukaryota; Fungi; Ascomycota; Sordariomycetes; Glomerellales; Glomerellaceae.
CUCUUUGAUUCCCGCCCAUGCCACUUUUUUUUCUUUGACCAACUUUUUGCUGGGUCCCCUUCUUUGGUGCCAACGUUGCCUGUUCACCGGGUCCCCCCUUUCCCCCAUCCCCGUGUAUGGAGUAUGUAGUGCGUAGGUGUGUGUAAGCUCGUGGUUCCCACAUUCACACCCUAUUGCGUCACAAGAGAUGAAGAUCCGGAUUGCGGUCCAUCGGGUUCAGCCUCGCUGUCCCUGUGUCCCUGUGCAGAAAUUCCUGUUUGAUGGCAUUGAGGGGGGAGGGGUGUGAGGUAAUGAUGUUCCCAGGUUUUUGAUUCUCAUGGCAUCCGAUUUAACUUAUACCAACCUGUGUACCUAGCUUUCCCCCAACCCUUCUAGACGAUCUCUUGAUCUUUUUUCUUUCCAAUUUUGAAAAGAUUCCCAUAUUCAUUGAACAAACUCACUCUGAUCUCUUUUCACUUUUUUGGAAGGGGGAGAUAUCUACGCACAUUGAGCUAAACGCCAUACUACACCGCGACCACUAAACUCGACUCAUACCCCCAUCUGAAUAGCUUCACUCGAGAAAUCUCACUGGAAGGGCAAUUGAGAGGUUCUCACUUCCAUAUUCCAAUAAACCACCCCCGUCAGAUUAAUGGACUCGGACACAAUGGCCAGAAACAAGAACAAGAAGGGCCAAGGCCAAGGCGCCGCCGGCAACCAGAACCAGCCGGGCAACAGUAGCAAGCCUGAGGAGACCAAGCCCGAGGAGCAGCAGCAAUCUUCCCUAGACCAAAAGACGGAAGAGCAGAAGCCCGAGGGCACCACACCGGUCGGGGAAUUCGGUAACCCCGCAGAAGGCGAGGGUGCCCCCACCACCGAUGAGAAGAAGGCCGAAGACAGCAAGCCAGAAGACGCAGCUGCCAAGACGGACGACAAGACACAACAAGAAGAUGAGAAGAAGCCCGGCGACGACGUGAAGCCCGAAGACGCUGCCGCCGGCGCCGACACGCAGUCAAAAGACAAGAAGCCCGAGACGGAAGAGCAGAAGCCCGUCGGCCAAGAGACCACGGACAAGAAGCAAGCCUCAGCGAACCAGGCCGGCGUCGAAGACGAGGCGGAGCCAGAGUCCGUCGUCGACAACGACAAGAAGCCCGCCGCAGGAGGCAAGGAGCAGGAGCAAGCAGAGCCCGCAAAGGUACGCUCCCGCGACUCUGGCCGCACAGAACGAGAAGCUGACCUCGAGGAGCCCACUGAACUCCAAGACGGCGAGGAAGAGUACGCCGAGGGCGAAGAGGGCGCCGAGGGCGAGUACUACGACGACGACGAGGAGUUUGAAGAAGGCGAGGACGGCGAGGUCUACGACGACGACGAGUACUACUCUGGCGACUCGCAAGACGAGGGCGAGUACGAUGACGACGAGGACUACGACUCCCAAGAGGAGGAAGAGGAGGAUGACGGCGGCAACUACACGACCGCGCAAAAGGGCGGCAACCAGAACCAGCAGAUGAUGCAGCGCCAGCGCCAGCAGCAGAUGCAGCAGCAGCAACAACAGCAGAUGAUGAUGCAGCAACAGCAGCAGCAGCAGAUGCAGGGCGGCGGCGGCGGCGCGGGCAAGAACCCGCUCAAGCUGAGGCUUGACCUGAACUUGGAUAUUGAGAUUACGCUCAAGGCCAAGAUCCACGGUGACUUGACGCUGGCAUUGCUAUCAAUGUAAAAAUCACGUCGACAACCACCACAGACCCGAAAUCAACAAGGGCCGCUCAACGCUCUGGGCAUUCUCUUUACGUCAUCUUUGCGUUCGGAAAAGAUUCGAAUUCCUUGUCCACAAGGCUAACUGCAUAGCGACAUGAUGUAGAGAUGGGUAAUCGCGUCCACCACGACAAGCACUCCCCCUGCUCUGCGACAGCAGAAGCGGGAGUGUCCAGCAUCGAAAUCAGUCAUUACGAUCGAAAUGUUUCAACAUACCACAAAUUUUAACGGCAUAAAGGCGAAAAGCUUUCUGCAGAGAGGAAGAGGCGUAAGCGGGUACAGGGAUUUUUUGUUAACGAGUUUUCUUUGUUCAUCUUUACAGAACGCGAGACCGCUUCGUGCGUGUUUGCUUGCUCGUCUCCGUUCAGAAGACGGUGUUGUUUUCGGAUGGGGUGGUUUGUCGGUGUGCCAAUACGUCCCCCAGCGAAUCGAGCUUGUCAGACUUAGCGGCGGAUACGAUCUGGUCCCCAAUGUAAUUUUAGCCGCCGAAAUGAGAUUUUUAUGAACCCACUCUUUGACAGGUGUUCGUAGUCUCCUGCUCAAGCUCCACGUUCGAC